Molecule: messenger RNA, 4102 nt
Organism: Zootoca vivipara (common lizard)
Lineage: Eukaryota; Metazoa; Chordata; Lepidosauria; Squamata; Lacertidae
Gene: COQ5
Product: coenzyme Q5, methyltransferase
Biological process (GO): ubiquinone biosynthetic process
Molecular function (GO): 2-methoxy-6-polyprenyl-1,4-benzoquinol methyltransferase activity
Source: RefSeq, a predicted model, not a curated record
UAAAACCAUUGCGACACCUGACAAGAUGGCGGCCUCCAUGGUUGUUGUCUCCCGCAGGGUUUGGGACGGCUGCCGCCGCGGGCAAAGAGUGCUUCGCCUCCUUCGGGGCCUGUGCAGCGGGGGACAGCGCCCGGCCACCGACGGAGAGACACAUUUCGGGUUCCAGACCGUGUCUGAGUCGGAGAAAAGCGAGAAGGUUUACCAAGUUUUUGAAAAUGUGGCUAAGAAGUAUGAUUUAAUGAAUGAUUCAAUGAGUCUGGGAAUCCAUCGUCUUUGGAAGGACAACCUGCUGCAUCAAAUGAACCCUUACCCUGGAAGCCAGUUGCUUGAUGUUGCUGGAGGGACAGGAGACAUCGCCUUUCGGUUUAUCAAUUACGUGCGUUCCCAGCGGGAGCGACGAGUCCAGCAGCAGCUGAGAUCCCAUCAGAAUUUAUCGUAUGAGGAGAUUACCAAGCUUUACCAUGAAGAGGAGCAUCAGUCCCUGGGAGGAUCCCACGUGGUGGUUUGUGACAUUAACAAGGAGAUGCUGAAGGUUGGGAAGAAGAAAUCACAACGCCUUGGUUAUUCUCAAGGAUUAUCCUGGGUGCUUGGAGAUGCUGAAGAGUUGCCCUUCAACAAUGACAGUUUCGACAUAUACACAAUUGCCUUUGGUAUCCGGAAUGUCACUCAUAUAGACCAGGCUCUUCAGGAGGCAUAUCGAGUCCUGAAACCAGGAGGGAGAUUCCUCUGCCUAGAAUUCAGUCAUGUGAACAACUCCUUCAUUUCCAGUUUGUAUGAUCUGUAUAGCUUCCAGGUUAUCCCUGUGCUGGGCGAGGUUAUUGCUGGUGACUGGAAAUCCUACCAGUAUCUCGUAGAAAGCAUCAGGCGCUUUCCGUCCCAGGUAGAAUUCAAGGAGAUGAUUGAAGAUGCAGGCUUUCUGAAGGUGGACUAUCAGAACCUGGGUUCAGGCAUUGUGGCUAUUCACUCUGGCUUCAAGUUAUGACUUUCGUCUUAUAGUGUACAAGUUUCAAAAUGAAAGGGUGGACUGAACUCUGAUGGCCAAAUUCAAAUGGCUAGGCCUUGCAACACACUUGGCAUCAUGCCAUCAAAGCACACUAAUCCCUUGGGGAAUUAUAUUUCAGUUAUCAGUCAGCUGCUGUAUUCUGCUGCUGUAGUCAUGUGACAGCUGGGUAAGCAUCUGCCUCAUCUUGCUAUGGAACAACACAUGAACCACUGGAAGAUGCGACUUUUAUUUCAGUGAGAAUUUUUUAAAAAAUAUGAUGGGUUUAGGCAGUUCUGUUCAUGAGGGCAGCUGCAUUUUAAGACUCAAGUAAUUUCAAUCAUGUCAACCACCUUUUGUGUAGCCAUGUGUGGCACCCACUAGCCUCAAAAAAAGGGUGUGCACUUACUGGGUAAAAGUCAGUGAAGCACCAGUCUGUCAUCAGAGGUGCCAGUUGUGAGAUUUCUUGCUGUAUUUAUUAAAUAUAUAUCUAAAUUUUCAAAUUUCUUUAAUUGAAAUAAGACUUGUAGUUUGUUUGAACCUCAAAAUGGAUGUAGCCUCUGUGUAGAGGACAACCAAUGGUACAUACCCUAAUUAUGCUAGCUCUAUUCUUCACAAAUUCUUAAUCCAAGAUGGAGGUCCUCAUCUACAAACUCUAUUAUUAUUUCUUGAAUUUAUAUACUGCCCUAUACCCAGAGGUUUAUGGCAACACACUCAUAAUCCUCAUCUCCUGCUGUAAUGUAAGCAUGUGUAACUACAGUAACGACCAUGUUAUUUCUUCUCAAGAAAACUCUACCAUAUGAGGUUAUGGAGCUGCCCCCCCCAUCCUUUAAAUAGUAGCAUCAUGUAUGUGGUACUGCAUGAUUACAAUAUAUUCAUGUGAGGAGUUACAUAAAUAUUGUUCCCGUGUGUGAAGAAAGCUUGGGCACUGCCAUUCUUGGUGUAGUGCUGCAUCUCCUGAACCCAAGCCCCUGGAUACUGUUGAGUGGCAGUAGGUCUUCAUGGACUGCCUGCCCUUCAUAAUCACCACUUUAGGCAGGAUUGAAUAUCUACAUUAGAAAGAAGAGUAACUAGCACAGAGGAGGAGCAAGCAUUUGCACAAACUACAUAUUUAAAGUUUGAUGAAGAUGCAAAUUGGGUCUCUGUACUACACCCUACAGUGAAAGCUAGAUAGCUCAGUUGGUUAGAGCAUGAUGCUGAUAAAGCCAAGGUUGCAGGUUCAAUCACCAUAUAGGACAGCUGCAUAUUCCUGCAUUGCAAGGGUUGCACUAGAAUCCUCAGGCAUGUCCAACAGGUAGAUCGUGAUCUACCGGUAGAUCAUUGGACGUCUGCAGUAGAUCACUGGUAGAUCAUUGUCUCCCCACAAAGAAGCUGAACAACUGUGGCUCCCCUAAAAAAAGCUCUAAAUUUUACCUCCUCCCUGAAAAAACACAACAACUUUGGCCUGAAACCCCCCCCCCAAAAUGGGCCUUCCUCCUUCCUCAAAAAAGCUCAACAACUUUUGACCUGAACCCAAAAAAGUGGGUAGAUCACUGCCAGUUUUUAACUCUGAGUAGAUUGCAGUCUCUUGGGAGUUGGCCACCCCUGGACUAAAUGAUUCUCAGGGUCCCUUCCAACUCAACUCUGCAAUUCUAUGAUUUUCUGGGCUGGCCUUUACUUCAACACCAAAAUAUGCAAAUAAUGUUCUAGUCUGGAUGCUAUUGACCUCCUAUCUACCCCCCUAAAAAGAGCAGGAGAGGAACUUGCAGGACUACCAUCAGGUGAUAUAUUUGCAAUGAAAAGUAGUAGCAGCCACUGCAAAAAAUUCUUAACUACCAAAGAACUACCAACUCAUUACAAAUUAAUGUUGCAUUCUCCAAAGUUGCAAACAUUUUCAAAUGAAAUGUUGAGCAUGCACUCCAGUGUACAAAACAGUAGGUCUUUGUAAAAUGCUUGGUUUGGAUUGUGGGAAAAGGAGAUCUGACAUAUCAGUGAAACAAGCAGGAGCUGCACAUCCUGCUAAGCUAGGUGACAUUCUUUUUCCAAGCAGUGGUAUGUUUUAUUCUUUGGGCUUUAGACAGGCAUUCUACCACUGUUCCUUACAUCAAGAUGCCCUAUCAAAAAUGAGAUGCCAAAAAAAACAGGGCAUGUAUGCUACUGGGAACAAGUAUUGUACGUAAAUGCUUUUGAUUACAUUAGGCUAGAAUGUUAUGUAUUAAAAUAUUCCAUAUUGGAAUUUAAAUAACCAGGCAUCACUAAACAUUUUUAGAGGCGACAAUAAGUCUGGCACAUAUUUCUAACUAAAGAAUCACACUGACCAGAAUGUAAUUUAAGUUCAGUUGUUCCUUUUGUGCACUGCAUUAAUCAUCAAAACAUGCAUACUGGUAAGUAAAGAUCAUCCUUAGAUACAUCUUUGCAGGCAUUAGAUACACCCUAGAUUGCAGUUCAUGCAAAAUUACUUGUAAAGACAAUGAACACACUGGGAUCCCUUCCAAUUUAUGCAUAAACUUGUGCAACCUUGUACAUACUUGCUUGAAAGUCCCACUGGAUGAGUCAGUUAUGUCAUUUUACAAGUAAAUAUGCUUAAGAAUCAGAUGCAAUACAGGGAAUAGUUUACAGGUCCUAUUGGCUCCAAUGCUAGCGCUGUUUUGCCAAAGGCAAAUCCAGUUCAUUCAGUAGACUUAGAAAACUAUGGCUCUCCAGAUGUUUUUGGAUUUGAACUCACACCAGUCUCAAGCAACAUGGCUAAUGGGUAAUGGGGGUUGUAAUCUUAAACAUCCAGAAGGCCACAAGUUAGUCACCCCUGAUUUAGGCAAUUAAUUUGCUAUUUCAAGUCUGCAGUGCAAAGCUGGUAGUCGUAGGAGAGUUGGCCAAAUAUGGAAGUAUUAGAACAAGCUCUUAAAGAUUGAAUGUAUGCCCAAAUGUUUUAUUAGAAAAUUAGGACUUGUGGGUUGCUUUUUGUAAAGAAAAUACAUACAAGAUUACUUUUUUGCUAUUUUUUUAUGGCCACAACAAAAACACAAAAUGGUACAGAGGAGUACCUGUCCAUUAAAACAACAAAAGGCUUGAAGAUCAAGGUAUGUUCCCUGGGGAAGGCUGAAGACUUCAGUCUAUUUGGAAUUAGCGUGCAGUCCUGUAACCAAA